AUGGCUGAGUUCAGGGUGAGGGUAUCCACUGGGGAGGCCUUCGGGGCUGGCACGUGGGACAAAAUGUCUGUCAUCAUCGUGGGGACCGAAGGAGAGACCCUGCCACUGCCCCUGGACCAUUUCGGCAAAGAGUUCAGCGCCGGCGCUGAGGAGGACUUCAAGGUGACGUGCCCCCAGGACGUGGGCCGGGUGCUGCUGCUGCGCGUGCACAAGGCUCCCCCCACGCUGCUCCGUCCUUUCUGGCCCCUGGCCUCGGACGCCUGGUUCUGCCGCUGGGUCCAGCUCACGCCGCCCCGGGGCGCCCCCCUCCGCUUCCCCUGCUACCAGUGGCUGGAGGACCAGGGGAGCCUGGUACUGCGGGAGGGGACAGCGAAGAUUUCCUGGGAGGACCGCCACCCCACCCUCCAGCAGCAGCGCCAGGAGGAGCUGCAGGCCAGGCGGGAGACGUACAGCUGGAAGACUUACAUCCCAGGCUGGCCUCGCUGCCUCAACGAGGAGACCAUAAAAAACCUGGACCUCAACAUCAAAUACUCUCUGGCAAAGAACAUCACCUUCUACCUGCGAGGCAGCUCGAUGUUGGCACAUCUGAAACUCAAAGGGCUGCUGGACUGCAAGGGGCUCUGGAAGAGCCUGGAGGAGAUGAGAAGUGUGUUCAACUUCUGGAAGACCCCAGCCGUGGAGUAUGUGUUUGAGCACUGGCAGGAGGAUGCCUUCUUCGCCUACCAGUUCCUGAAUGGCCUCAACCCGGUCCUGAUCCGCCGCUGUCGCCACCUCCCAAAGAACUUCCCUGUCACUGAUGCCAUGGUGGCCCCAGUGUUGGGCCCCGGGACGAGUCUGCAGGCUGAGCUGGAGAAAGGGUCCUUGUUCCUGGUGGAUUACGGCAUCCUCUCUGGCAUCCGCACCAAUGUCAUUAAUAGGAGGCCUCAGUUCUCCGCGGCCCCAAUGACCCUGCUAUACCAGCGCCCAGGGUGUGGGCCCCUGCUGCCCCUCGCCAUCCAGCUCAGCCAGACCCCUGGGCCCGACAGCCCCAUCUUUCUGCCCAGCGACGACAAGUGGGACUGGCUGCUGGCCAAGACGUGGGUGCGCAAUGCCGAGUUCUCCAUCCACGAGGCCCUCACACACCUGUUACAGGUACACCUGGUGGCCGAGGUCUUCACCCUGGCUACGCUGCGCCAGCUGCCUCACUGCCACCCACUCUUCAAGCUGCUGAUCCCACACACACGGUACACCCUGCACAUCAACACGCUGGCCCGUGAGCUACUCAUUGCCCCCGGGAAGGUGGUGGACAGGUCCACAGGCCUUGGCAUUGAAGGUUUCUCUGAGCUGAUACAGAGGUACAUGGAACAGCUGAACUAUUCCGUCCUGUGUCUGCCUGAGGAUAUCCGGGCCCGAGGAGUUGAAGACAUCCCAGGCUACUACUACCAGGAUGAUGGGAUGCAGAUCUGGGGUGCAGUGGAAUGCUUUGUCUCCGAAAUGAUCGGCAUCUACUACCUGAGAGAUGAGUCUGUCCGCGAUGACAGUGAACUCCAGGCCUGGGUGUGGGAGAUCUUCUCCGAGGGCUUCCUAGGCCGGGAGAGCUCAGGCGUACCCUCCUCCCUGGGGACACGGGAAGCCCUGAUACAGUAUGUCACUAUGGUGAUAUUCACCUGCUCGGCCACGCAUUCCGCUGUCGGUACAGGGCAGUUUGACUUCAGUGCCUGGAUGCCCAACCUGCCACCUACCAUGCAGCCACCGCCCGCCUCUAAAGGCCAGGCAAGCCCGGAGAGGCUCAUAGCCACCCUCCCACCAGCCAAUGCCACAUGUGAUGUCAUCGUUGCCCUCUGGGCGCUGAGCAAGGAGCCUGGAGACAGACGGUCCCUGGGCACCUACCCGGACGAACACUUCACGGAGGCGGCCCCGUGCUGGAGCAUCGCGGCCUUCCAGAGCCGCCUGGCUCAGAUCUCGCGAGACAUCCAGGAGAGAAACCAGGACCUGGAGCUCCCCUACACCUACCUGGACCCUCCCAUCAUCGAGAACAGCGUCUCCAUCUAAAUCCCCUGGGGAAAAGGGCCCCACAUGACAUCCCUUUGACCCCAUAGCUCUAGGCUACCUGCCACCCAGAGAAAAGGACUCCCCAGAAAACCAGGCCCCUAUAUGCCCCUGCUGGGUCUGGUGUAACUCA
Molecule: messenger RNA, 2161 nt
Organism: Lagenorhynchus albirostris (white-beaked dolphin)
Lineage: Eukaryota; Metazoa; Chordata; Mammalia; Artiodactyla; Delphinidae
Gene: ALOX15B
Product: arachidonate 15-lipoxygenase type B
Biological process (GO): linoleic acid metabolic process; lipid oxidation
Molecular function (GO): iron ion binding; protein binding; arachidonate 15-lipoxygenase activity
Source: RefSeq, a predicted model, not a curated record